Centruroides sculpturatus (bark scorpion) is the source of this 918-nucleotide messenger RNA. RefSeq names its product gastrula zinc finger protein XlCGF57.1-like. Gene Ontology annotation, biological process: regulation of transcription by RNA polymerase II. NCBI's taxonomy places the organism in Eukaryota, Metazoa, Arthropoda, Arachnida, Scorpiones, Buthidae. The transcript has 2 exons. The coding region runs from base 131 to 706 and encodes 191 amino acids. Gene Ontology annotation, molecular function: DNA-binding transcription factor activity, RNA polymerase II-specific; RNA polymerase II cis-regulatory region sequence-specific DNA binding. The record is from RefSeq and is a predicted model, not a curated record.
UGUACACCUUCGGGUCCACAAUAGAGAAAAGCCUUACUGUUGUGAUGAGUGUAAACGGAAAUUUACACGAAAGUCAAUCUUAAUAGCACACCUUCGGACCCAUACAGGAGAAAAGCCUUAUACUUGUGACAUGUGUAGUCAGAAAUUUACACAAAAUUCAAGCUUAAUUAAACACCUUCGGACCCAUACUGGAGAAAAGCCUUACAGUUGUGACGAGUGUAAACUGAAGUUUUCAACAAAAUCAAACUUAAUUGCACACCUACGGGUCCACACUGGAGAAAAGCCUUACAGUUGUGACGAGUGUAAACAGAAGUUUUCAAUGAAAUCAAACUUAAUUAAACACCUUCAAAUCCAUACUGGAGAAAAGCCUUACAGUUGUGACGAAUGUAAACGGAAGUUCACACAAAAGUCAAGCUUAAUUGCACACCUACGGGUCCACACUGGAGAAAAGCCUUACAGUUGUGAUGAGUGUAAACAGAAGUUUUCAAUAAAAUCAAACUUAACUGAACACCUACGGGUCCAUAGUGGAGAAAAGCCUUAUACUUGUGACGAAUGUAAACAGAAAUUUACACAAAAGGCAAGCUUAAUUGCACACCUUCGGAUACAUACUGGAGAAAAGCCAUAUAGUUGUGACGAGUGUAAACAGAAGUUUACACAAAAGACAACGUUAAUUAAACAUCUUUGGAUCCACAACAGACGAAAGUAACAUGAAUGUUAAUUAUGUCCAGCGAAAUUCAUUCGAAACGAUGAUCUAAAUGCACAUUAGAAUAUUUACACUUGGAAAUUUUGAAGAAAUAUUAUUUUUAAUUCAUAUUGAUGUAUAAUGACCGAAAGAUGUAAGGAAAACUGGUUUUAAAUUAAAAUGAUGUUUUUCUAAUUUCCAAAAAGUUUCAAUUAAAAGAAAUCACAAUAUUCAUA